Molecule: messenger RNA, 894 nt
Organism: Nomascus leucogenys (northern white-cheeked gibbon)
Lineage: Eukaryota; Metazoa; Chordata; Mammalia; Primates; Hylobatidae
Gene: PDCL2
Product: phosducin like 2
Biological process (GO): protein folding
Cellular component (GO): cytoplasm
Source: RefSeq, a predicted model, not a curated record
CUCUUCUGGUGGGCACUCGAAACCGCCGGGCCUGAAGCGGGCGCUCUUCCAGCUUGGAGAAGGCUGCGGGACUUAAUCCGUGGCGCCUCGCCAGCUACAGGACGACGCGGGCUCCUGAGCGGCAGAGCAGCGCAUCAUGCAGGAUCCCAAUGAAGAUACAGAAUGGAAUGACAUUUUAAGAGAUUUUGGCAUUCUUCCUCCUAAAGAAGAGUCAAAAGACGAAAUUGAAGAAAUGGUUUUACGUUUACAGAAAGAAGCAAUGGUGAAACCAUUUGAAAAGAUGACUCUUGCACAGCUGAAGGAGGCUGAAGAUGAAUUUGAUGAAGAAGAUAUGCAAGCUAUUGAAACAUAUAGAAAGAAGCGGUUACAGGAAUGGAAAGCUCUUAAGAAAAAACAAAAAUUUGGAGAAUUAAGAGAAAUUUCUGGAAAUCAGUAUGUGAAUGAAGUCACAAAUGCAGAAAAAGAUGUGUGGGUUAUAAUUCAUCUAUACAGAUCAAGCAUCCCAAUGUGUUUGUUGGUUAACCAGCAUCUUAGUCUUCUAGCAAGAAAGUUUCCAGAAACUAAAUUUGUUAAAGCCAUCGUGAAUAGCUGUAUUCAACAUUACCAUGACAAUUGUUUACCAACAAUUUUUGUUUAUAAAAAUGGUCAGAUAGAAGCCAAAUUCAUUGGAAUUAUAGAAUGUGGAGGGAUAAAUCUCAAGCUGGAAGAACUUGAAUGGAAGCUAGCAGAAGUUGGAGCAAUACAGACUGAUUUGGAAGAAAACCCCAAAAAAGACAUUGUAGAUAUGAUGGUAUCUUCAAUUAGAAACACUUCUAUUCAUGAUGACAGUGAUAACUCCAACAGUGAUAAUGAUACCAAAUAGAGAGAAAUAUUCAAUAAAUAGCUUUUAGUAUA